Aphis gossypii (cotton aphid) is the source of this 3421-nucleotide messenger RNA. RefSeq lists its product as uncharacterized. The record is from RefSeq and is a predicted model, not a curated record. Gene Ontology annotation, biological process: DNA integration. The coding region runs from base 1239 to 3149 and encodes 636 amino acids. Gene Ontology annotation, molecular function: nucleic acid binding. NCBI's taxonomy places the organism in Eukaryota, Metazoa, Arthropoda, Insecta, Hemiptera, Aphididae. The transcript has 2 exons.
GAACAGAGGGAAGCUGAUGUAGUGGAAUCUUUGUAUAAUUUAAGACCGGUGCAAGUCAAUUUUAUUGAGCCUUAUUGUGUGGAGUUGAUGGUUGAUGGUAAAAAUAUUUUAUUUCAGAUAGAUACAGGGUCAGGUAUAUCUGCUAUAUCUGUAAAUAAUGUGAAACAGUUUAAAAUUUGAGAUUUGCACAAAAUAAUUAAAACUAAUUUAAAAUUAAAAGCUUAUAAUGGGAAUAUUAUUAAUCCACUAGGAAUAUUGUGUGUAGAUGUCAGUUAUAAUGGGUUGUGUAAGACAUUAGAUUUAUAUGUAGUUAAUGAAGGUGGGCCACCGAUUAUGGGAAGAGACUGGAUUGCUGCCUUUAAGGUAUUUCCUAAGGAAUUGGGUCUUAAUACGUUAAGUAUCCAAAGCAUGGUGGAGAGGUUUCCGUUGGUUUUUAGUAGUUCAUUGGGGUGUUAUAAGGAAAAGACUUUUGAGUUGGUACUGAAAUCAGAUUCAAAACCAGUGUUAUGUAGACCUAGAAUCUUACCUUUUUCCUUAUGGGAUAAGGUUAGUUUGGAGUUGGAUAAGAUGAUAGCUGAAGGGUUAUUAGAGCCAGUGGAGUCUUCGGAAUGGGCCACAUCGAUUGUGCCUGUUGUUAAAGUAGAUGGCAGUAUUAGAUUAUGCGGUGAUUAUAAGAUCACAGUUAAUAAGAGUUUGGUUGUGAAUAGGUACUCAAUACCACGAGUUAAUGAUUUAUUGAGUAUGUUCCAGGGGGCUACCAAAUUUUGUACAUUAGAUCUUCGUCAAGCUUACCAACAAUUGCCUUUGAGUGUGGAAAGCCAAAAGUUAACAACAAUUACUACUCAUAGAGGUUUAUUUUUGUUUAAAAGGGUGCCUUAUGGUAUUGCAUCUGCGCCGGGCUUACUUCAAAGGGAAAUGGAGAGUAUCUUAGGUGGUUUGGAAGGAAUCGGGUGUUUUUACGAUGAUGUAGUAAUCUCGGGUAAGAAUGACGGAAGUCACCGAGAGACUUUUGAAAGUUUUAGGAAGGUUGAAAUCAGCUGGUUUAACAGUGAAGGCCAGUAAAUGUAAGCUGUUGCAAGAUAGUGUUACCUUUUAGGGUAUUGUAUUGAUAAGGACGGUUUACAUAUUCCUGAGGAAAGAGUGAGAGCUAUUUCUCAGGUGAAAACCCCUGUAGAUGUGCAUCAACUGAAAAAGCCUUUCUAGGUUUAGUUAAUUAUUAUGGUAGAUUUUUUAAAAACAUGUCUUCUUUAGCUAACCCGUUGUAUGCUUUGUUGAAGGCUAAUGUUAAAUUUUAUUGGGGUCCUGAGCAGGAAAGGGCAUUUGUGGGCAUUAAAAAACAGUUAUUGUCGAAGACGAUUCUCACACACUAUGAUACAACCUUGGAAUUAGUUUUAGCGUGUGAUGCUAGUCCUAAAGGGAUAGGGGCAGUGCUAUCACAUAAGUUCCCUAAUAAAGUGGAGAAACCUAUUGCUUUUGCAUCAAGGACUCUUAGCAAAAGUGAGCAGGGUUAUUCACAGUUGGACAAGGAGGCGUUGGCCUUAGUUUAUGGGGUUAAAUAUUUCCAUCAAUAUUUGUAUGGGAGAUCGUUCAUUCUAAAAACGGAUCACAAACCGUUAAUUUCAAUUUUUGGAGAGAAAAAAGUCAUUCCGGUUAUGGCAGCCCAUAGAUUGCAAAGAUAUGCAAUUUUCCUCGAGGGUUAUUCGUAUACAAUUGAGUUUGUGAAGGGGGAAGAUAAUGGCAAUGCUGAUUCUUUAUCUCGUUUACCUCUAGAAGGAGUAGAUAUGAUUAAUCAUGAGUUUUGUAAUAAUUUUUAUAUUAAUUUAAUAACUACUAACGUUCAGGCGAUUACUGAUUUAGAUAUUAUUGAAGAAAUUCAGAGGGAUGUGGUUUUAAGAAAAGUUUUUUUAUUGGUUAUGUCUGGAAAGUGGCCUAGUUCUAACAAGGAAGUUGUGGAGGAGAUUAGACCUUAUUUCAAUAGAAGGAAUGAGCUUGCUAUUGAGCAAGGUAUGUUAUUAUGGGGUCAUAGAUUAGUUAUUCCUUUGAAGUUUCGGAAGGUUUUGUUGUCAGAACUGCAUAGUUCUCAUUUAGGUACGGUUAAAAUGAAAUCUAUAGCGAGAUCGUAUUUGUGGUGGCCAAAUAUUGACAAGGAAAUUGUACAAAUCACUAAAGAAUGUUUGGGUUGUAUGGAGCAUAGCGAUAAUCCUCCUAAGUCCAUUUUACACAAUUGGCCAUGGCCAGAGGGUCCGGCUCAACGGGUGCAUUUGGAUUUUUUAGGACCUAUUAAUGGUAAAAUGUUUGUAGUAAUUAUUGAUGCACAUUCCAAAUGGGUUCAUGUGAGAUUUAUGAAUAAUAUUACGUCAGAAGGAACUAUUAAAAUUUUACGUGAGUAUUUUUCGCUUUGGGGGAUUCCUGCCAAGUUGGUAACAGAUAAUGGCCCAUCUUUGGUUUCGGAGGUAAUGGAGGAAUUUUUAGCUAAGAAUGGAGUUUUCCAUGUGAAAACACCCCCUUACAAUCCGGCUUCUAAUGGGGCUGCUGAAAAUUUAGUUAGAACCUUUAAAAACUUUUUAAAAAAGAGUGGGUUGAAAUCGGACUUAGACACAGAAAUUGCUAGGUUUAUGUUAUCAUAUAAUAGUACUAAACAUUGUGCUACGGGAUUGACACCGGCCGAAUUGCAUAUUGGUAGGAGGUUGUUUACAUCUUUGGAUAGAUUGGUGCCUAGAGCUAAGUACAAGUAUGAUAAAAGUAUUGUGGCGGCUAAGAGAAGUUAUAAAGGAAGUAGAGUUAAACAAUUUGAGAUUAAGGAUACUGUAAUGUGCCGAAAUUAUGCUAGUGGGGCAAAGUGGUUGAGGGGUACCAUUAUUAAAAUAUUAUCUCCUGUAACAUAUUUAGUACAAAUGGCCAGUGGGGAUGUUUGGAAAAGACAUAUUAAUCAGUUAUUGGAUACUGGUGGGGUAGAAACUAAUUUUGGUGUUAGACAUUUAACAAAGCCGGUUUUGGGUCUGAAGGAUGGUUUCCCGUCGUUGGCAGCUAGAGAGGUGGAGAGUGGAGUAAGUUUGGUGAGGGAUAGUCAGGAGAAUGAGCAGCAAGAGGGUCCGAAGUUAUGGAGGAGUGAUAGAGUUAGAAAAAUGCCUAAUCGUUUAAAUUUAUAAUUUUUUAUUUAUAUAUAUUUUAAUUGUAAUGAGUCUUUGAUUCUAAUGGUUUUUUUUAUAAUUCCUGUGUAAAUUAAACUUUUUGUAUUUUUUUUUUUUUUUGCUAUUUAUUUUAAUGUAAUUUAAAUUAUCAAGGAGUAGGUAUUAUUAUUUAAUAUGUUUUUGUAUUUAUAUAUACAUCAGUAGUAUUAUUCAUAUUGUGGAUCCUUGCUUAGUGGGAAGGAUCAGUAGGUAUUGUUAUUUAAUAUGUUUUGUAUUUAUAUAUACAUCAG